AUGUGGUGGCUUGCACUGCAUGUUGUUGGUACAUACUUUAAUCCUCACGAUCCCCUGCCCUUUUUCCUGAACCACUGCAAUCCCUUUGUCUUCAGCGUUUUGGAAAUGGCCCCCAUUCGUCACACAAAAUAUAACUAUUCAGAGAAAACACUUUCAAAAACAUCAAAGUGCCAAAUCUGUGGAAAACUAUUCAAACCUCAGGGCAUCAAGAGCCAUGCGACACACUGUGCAGCUUGUCAAACAAGGGAAAUACAACAAAUAGACGCUACUAAGGAAUAUGAGAGGGAAAAGGAGCAAGCUGAGGAAUUGAGGGUAGCGUUGGUCACAUCUGCAUACUCAACAGUGCGCAUGCACAUCACGCAGGCAGGCCCUUCUCAAGCAGCCCACAUGCUUAGUGAAGAUAACAAUGGAUUGCCAAGACAUGUGGGAGCCUCAUGGAGAUCCUGCUGCACAAAGUGCAAUACCCCAUCACUUUUCCAGUCACAAGAAGAAUUUGGUCAGCAUGCUACUGCUAUGAUGGCCCCCAAUCCACACCCAUGGUGCCCAUUUAUUGAGGAGGGCGACUACUUGUUUGCUGAAAUAGCAUUGCAAGCGGGCCUCAAUGCAUCACAGAUCAAUGGGCUGCUUUCCCUCAUUUCACGCAUUGUCCAAGGAAAGGCAAAUGUUACCUUGCAGAACAAUGCUGACCUUCAACAUGCAUGGGACAGGGUGGCCAUGCAGGUGACACCAGUACAUUCUUUCUCUUCAUACACCAUGAGCUUCCAUGCAUUCAUCCACAAGCUUCUACUCUAG
Messenger RNA from Pisolithus orientalis, 792 nucleotides. RefSeq lists its product as uncharacterized. Bases 1 to 792 code for a protein of 263 amino acids. The transcript is spliced from 4 exons. NCBI's taxonomy places the organism in Eukaryota, Fungi, Basidiomycota, Agaricomycetes, Boletales, Pisolithaceae. The record is from RefSeq and is a predicted model, not a curated record.